Messenger RNA from Rhizophagus irregularis DAOM 181602=DAOM 197198, 1068 nucleotides. RefSeq lists its product as uncharacterized. Lineage: Eukaryota; Fungi; Glomeromycota; Glomeromycetes; Glomerales; Glomeraceae. The record is from RefSeq and is a predicted model, not a curated record.
UAUAAAUGAGGAAAAACAAUCAGAAUAUCCACACCAUGAUUUUUCUUUUCAUUAUAAAUUUUAUUUGAUAAACACUUUCCUUUUUUUUCGUUGAAACUUUAGAUUUAGACUUUAGACUUUGUAGACUUUGUAGAAUAGAAACUUUGUUAUAAAUACAAUCCAUCCCAUAAUCGGAGUUGAUUUACAUCAUUUCAUACCUCUACAAUUAUCAUUAUAAAUAGAACAAGAAAAAUAUCCCAAGACCAUUAAUUUCGUGGAUCGAAAUUCCUAAUAUCAUAAAUUUCAUCAUAAAUUUUUUUUAAAAGACUACCAUUUUUUAGAUAUGGGUUGUAAAAUCAGCAAAAGUAAAUAUGCAGAUUAUGAAAUUGCUCCAACCGAUUAUAAUGAAAAAUCGAUUUCCUCAAUAAUAGACGCAUAUGAACUUGCAUUUAAAUUAGAACAACAAUAUUAUUCUUCAGUUAAAGUUUCACAAAAAAAGGAUUACGUUGAUGUAUUUGAUGAAAUAAAAUUUGAAAUAAACAAACAACAAAAAGCGUUGAAAAGCGACAAUUUAUUUUGGAUUAUCUACGAUCAAUUUGAUAACAUAUCAUAUCAUUCAAACAGUAGCAAUUCUUUCAAUUAUUCUGCCAAGUGGAAAAGUGCUGAUUUGAAUAAAUCGAAAGAUUGGAAAGUUUUAUUGAAAGAAUUAAAUAAUUCUUCCCAUAUGACUCAGAAUGAUUUAAAAUUGAUUGUAGCUGAAAUUGAAUGUGACAAGAAAAAUUCAACACAAGUCUAUGGAAUUUCACAAAAUCCAAAAACGCUAAAUUACGUUAUAGUAAUGGAUUAUUUGUCCUCUAAAAAUUAAUGGCAUUUUUGUUUAUUACCUUAAACCAUAGUUUUAUUAUUUUACCUUAAACGGGUAAACAGCAAACAAACAUUCUCAAAUCAUCACAAUCAUUUAUUUUCAAUUUUAUCACAUUAUCAAAUUUGUACAUAACAAUUUUUACAGCAUCAUAAAGAUAUUUUUGCAAACUUGCAUAAUGUCUUCAACAUUCAUUCAUUUCAACAUUCAUUCAUUUCAAACAUUCA